AAGAAAAUAUGUAUGAAUAUAGCUACAGAACUAUUCAUCGAGUUUUUUUAUUCUGGCUAGCUUCAGUUUCUGAUUGUCAAGUAAAUCUUGUGUCAACAUUUCGUAAUAAUCGUAAUUUAACCUUAUUUAGUUUAUCUAAAAAUUGAACUAGUAGUGUUAAGUUAAUCUAAAAAAUUACGCAAAUAAAAAUUAUGUCGCGGAGUAGAAAUGAAGUACAAAUGUUAAUAGAUCUAUAUCAAAAUCAUUCAUGUUUAUAUGCCGUAAAAUCAGUUUCUUAUAAAAAUAGACACGCGAGAUUCAAGGCUUUGACUGAAAUUGAAACGGAAUUGAGAAAAAUAAAACCAGAAGCAACACUGGCGGAAAUUAAAUGCAAAUUUAAUAAUUUGCGAACUAAUUUUCUGUCUGAGUAUAGAAAAUAUAAGGCAUCUAAUAAAAGUGGCACAGGUGCAGAUGAGGUAAGACUUGUUAAAUAAUAGGUUUAUUAUGUAUCAUUACUUUCCUAAUCAUGCUGACCUUUUAACAGAUUUACGAGUAUAGACCUACAUUGUGGUAUUUUGAGAACAUGAUAUUUAUCGUUGAACACAGUGUACCACGAUCAUCAAAAGACAGUAUUGCAGAAAACUCCAAUCUUCUUGACUCUGGAGGUGAAUUUGGUGAAGAAAUGGAACCACAGUAUGGAGAAUAUGUUGAAGAAAACCCGAAUGGUGAAGAAAACAUUAUUAUUGAUAUUACAGAAUACCCAACAGAAACUGAUUCGAACAGUGAUAUUACUAAGACACCUAAUCGAAGUGAAAUAAAGGCAAAUGUUCUAAGAAAACAAAAAAAAAGAAAGAGAAUAAAUGAAGAUGAUAUUUUAACCACAGCCUCAGAAACAAUGCAACAUUUGGCAAAAGCUUUCAGUAGCAACAAGGAAGUAAAUGCAAACGGCCUGCAGGCUUUUGCUGAAUUUAUUACUACUAAACUUCAAAUUAUGGUUGACGAUCCCGAUUUAUUAGAUGAAACCGAAGAGGAUAUAGCUAAUCUUAUAUUUACAAAUUUAAAAAGAUAUAGAGAAAAAAAGAAGUCACAGUUCUUAAAAUAUAUAUACUUACCUGUAUAA
Molecule: messenger RNA, 1099 nt
Organism: Anoplophora glabripennis (Asian longhorned beetle)
Lineage: Eukaryota; Metazoa; Arthropoda; Insecta; Coleoptera; Cerambycidae
Exons: 2
Coding region: 563-1099 (178 amino acids)
Source: RefSeq, a predicted model, not a curated record